Messenger RNA from Uranotaenia lowii, 9831 nucleotides. It is a transcript of the gene mAChR-B, whose product is annotated as dopamine receptor 2. The transcript has 4 exons. NCBI's taxonomy places the organism in Eukaryota, Metazoa, Arthropoda, Insecta, Diptera, Culicidae. Gene Ontology annotation, molecular function: G protein-coupled serotonin receptor activity; G protein-coupled acetylcholine receptor activity. Gene Ontology annotation, cellular component: synapse; dendrite; membrane. The record is from RefSeq and is a predicted model, not a curated record. Gene Ontology annotation, biological process: chemical synaptic transmission; G protein-coupled receptor signaling pathway, coupled to cyclic nucleotide second messenger; adenylate cyclase-inhibiting G protein-coupled acetylcholine receptor signaling pathway. The coding region runs from base 1797 to 4745 and encodes 982 amino acids.
CUACCGGUAGGACGUGUUUUGCCGUUUGGUCCUUGCCUCACGGUCAGUAUUUAGAAGCCGUUGACGAACACCACGUGGCAGCUUGGUGGAGAACAGUUGAAAAGAAUUUUGAGUGCGUACCUUUAGCUAGUGUUGGCUCGGCGGCGAAUCGAUGUCCUCGCUGUUUUGCUGUUGUUGUUGUUGUCGUCGUCGUAGUAGACGCUGAUGCCUGAUGUUAGUUUUUAGCGCGCGUGAGCCUUCUGUAUCUAGUAGGCCUUAGUUCGGCCCAGAGCCUACUGCCACUGGCUGACGAUGGCGAUGGGAAUCGACCAACGUUUCAGUUUCGGUUGAUCGUUGAAGCACUGAGCGUCGUCGUCGUCUGCGUCGGGAGAAGCCUAUUACUGACUGAUGUCUGCUGGAUGCUGUGCUGCGUUAGUGUCCUUAGAGUUGGGCCUUUGGAUGGUUGGUUAGAUGAGUGGAGAAUAUUAAACCAUCUCAGUUCAGUGCAGUGACCACGGACCAACAGAAGCAGAAGCAGUAGCAGCAGUUGCAGUGACAGUGGAUCCGUAACAGUUGCAUUCAUCAGGUGCAUCGUGCUCGAGCCCUUUCUUAGGAUUGCUGGGGCAGAUUGUUAGUUAUUACUUCUAGUUUGCCUAGAUGUUCCGCAGAAGAGAAUGUGUGCUUGUGUUUGAACAGUAUUAGAUUUGUACUCGGUCCUAGAAUUAGUGGUGAUUCAAUUGCUCAGCACAGCCGAUGAGCGUUGCUAAUAGUUUGUAAUUGCUUGUAAUUGUGCAUUUGACAGAGCAAAAGCUGUGAAUCAGUCGGCUGAAGGCUCUCAAUUGUUUGUGCAUGAUUGGAAAUCAUAGGUCUUCCACUUUGGACUGCAGCCAUGUGCUGAUGUUCGAUUGCGAUAAUCGAAUUUGCACUGAUGAGAUUUAGUAGCAGGAAGUAAUAUCAUAUACAAUGGUGUCGUGAUUGGACCAGUUUACGAGGAAAAUGGAAGCUUUUCCGUUCGAUUACGAACUAUAUUGACGGUGCCCUUUGGUGCUCUCUGUAAUACUUUGUUGUGUCAUCAAUAGCAAUCAACUAGCUCUGUUUUCACCUUUCUCCCAACUACACACCCACAACCCACAUUCCUAUCACAUCAGAAAAGGAAGCGUACCUGGUCCCAAGUGGAAUAGCGAAAGUUUUCGAUUCGACCAAAUUUCUCUACGAAAAGCAGGUUACGCUCGACAGGACGGAAGAAAAGUGACCAGCAUCUAGCAGUCGAGUUGGUCAAAUUGUGGCAUUAUUAUAGUGGCAUAACUUGUGGCUGAAUGGUACAAAAAAGAGAGAAAGAAAAAAAAACUUAAAGGAUAAAAAGUUGAAACAUGAAAACUUUCCUGUCCCUGUGUUGAGUCGUUUUAAAAUCUUCUGUGGGAGGGUGGAAUUUGGACAUCGCCCGAGGGUCAGCAACGAGCGGAUAGAACACUACAACCCAAUAGCAAAAAUACUCGAACGAACGCAUCCAAGUGACCACUGGCAAAAUCAACAACCAUGGAAUCCUCCAGGUGACAGCAACAAACUAUACCUAGGUAUUAUCGGAGAGCCCUAAUAAAUGGCAUUCGGCUCACUAUGAUCCCCGAGAGCGUUGGAUCCCUAGCAUGAGGUACAAAGCGUAAUUGGGUCUCGCGCGAUGAGCAUUAGCAGUAGUAGGCUGUGAAAGCGUCGUAAUCAAACUCGCAUUGUGUCGGCAGCGACGCACAAACGUUCUCAUCAUUACACACAUACAAACGAGGCAGCGACAAGAGACCACCCCGCAUAGAAAAGUACGCGAGAUGGACGUUGACAGUGCCUAUGACAGCGGAGACUACAACGCCACUGAUUACGUCAAUCGAACUACGCCCAUCUAUUCGAUUAAUCCCGAUUUCAUCACACAGUGGAAGCUGAAAAAGAAGCAGGAAAAGUUCUGCAAACAACUCUACAAAAGAUUAAAUCUAUUAAAUUUCCCCGAAUGUCAGAACUUGCUCGGCAUCCCGGCGUAUCAUCGGCUGUACGAGAAGGCAUCUUCGUCAGGAGGACCAGGCGUUCUAGGACCGGGAUCAGGACCAGGCGGAAGUUCCAUCGGAGGCGGAAGUGGAGGGACGGACUUUGAUAAUCUGUACGCCGAGUAUGGUAGUUGGUUCGCGAGCAAUAACUACACCUUCCUGGAGUGGAACAACAACAAUGGCAGCCCGGGAACGGCCAACGGAUCAUCGCUGCUGGAUGGAUUGAACGGCACGGGGGGCUUGUUCCUGGACGGAGCCAGCGGAUUGGGCCCAGUGCUUCCGCCGUUCGAGCUGUGGCAAACCAUCCUGAUAGCGAUAUGUUUGGCAAUUUGCAUAAUACUCACCGUUGGCGGAAACAUUCUGGUGCUGUUGGCAUUCAUCGUAGACCGGAGCAUCCGGCAGCCGAGUAACUACUUCAUUGCAUCGCUCGCUGCCACCGAUAUGCUAAUAGGAACCGUUUCGAUGCCGUUCUACACCGUGUACGUGCUGAUGGGCUACUGGGACUUGGGGCCGCUACUGUGCGAUCUGUGGCUAUCGGUGGACUACACCGUCUGCCUAGUAUCCCAAUACACCGUACUGCUGAUCACGAUCGAUCGGUUCUGUUCGGUGAAGAUAGCCGCCAAGUACCGGAGCUGGCGAACCAAAAACAAGGUCAUAUGGAUGGUAACGAUCACCUGGAUUGUGCCGGCGUUGCUGUUUUUCAUAUCAAUUUUUGGAUGGGAGCAUUUCGUGGGGUAUCGAGACCUGCAGCCCGGUGAGUGUACGGUUCAGUUCUUGAAAGAUCCCGUAUUUAAUACGGCGCUGAUCAUUGGGUACUACUGGACAACGCUGGUGGUAUUGUUCGUUUUGUAUGGAGGCAUCUACAAGACGGCAUAUGAUAUGCAGAAAAAGAGCGAAGCUAAGCAGAGGAAGAUGCAGUCGAUGGUGGCGUUGGGGAACGCAAUGCAGGGAAUGGCUGGACGAGUGGGUGGAAUAGGUAUUUCGAAGACGCAGAGCACCCUGCUGAGUCAAGAUAAACCACUGCCAAUUCCGGUUAGCGCGGCACCAAACGUUUUACUUCCGCCAACCAUGUCUUUGGUGCCGAAUGUCAUGCAGAAAGAUGAAGCAUCUUCUAGCAGAAAAAGUUCGGUAGCCAAGGAAAAAGCGGAUUCGAGUAAAAGAAAUAAGGAGGAGAAGGAAGGCGAUAAGAGCGAGCGAUCUAGUAGUCCUGCGUUUGAUUCGGACGACGAGAGUUCGGCAAAUACGAAACAGCAACAGGAAGAAGCUAAAGCGAUCAAAAAACGAACAUCGAUAGCUGGAUUACUGGUAGGCGCAUCGGCUACCGUACUUUCUAAUAGAUAUAAUAACGGAGUGGUAAAACCAACAGCAGUUCCUAUGAGUGAUUCUAGUGUAACGAAGAAAUCCCCUAGCAAUCCAAUCAAGUUAGAUGGUUUGCCAAAGAUCAGCGAAAUGAGUAUUAUGGAUACGGAGAAUGUUGACGGUAAGCCACCUUUGAAGCCUACACCGGCUCAAACGCCAAUAUCACCAGUAGAUAUCGAACCGAUCGUGGUGGCUCGUGCGGAACGAGCACCGGAGAUUUCACACACAAUCCUAACACCACCCUACGGAUUUCAGGGGAGUCCACUUGCUUCCGAAAGUCCACCGUCCAAAUCCGAAAGGCCUCAUAGUAUAAUAAGCCAGGGCGAUUCAACCGUAACGUACGAUGCUGUAGUCGGAAUGGACGGAGCAGAUCUUCGAUUUAUGGACGAAAGUUCGAUGAUCGUCGCCUCGCCACAGUACGAAAGUCCUCCUUCGGCAUUUGCCAUAGUUCAACCACGAUCACCGGCAGCUUCGGCCGCUCAAAGUGUAGUUAACCCUUCGCUACUACAAAAAGCUCUAAUACGGGCAACCGCUCAAUCGCAGCAACCUCCGCCAACGGUUCUACUUCGGUCGGUUGACAUCGGAAGGCCAUUGUCUCCGACUCCGACAACCACCAGCAGCUCCAAUACAAUCAACAAAUUCAGUACAACUGUAACGGUAGCUUCAGAAGCCCCCGAUAAACCAGUUACCGUUUUAAACAAUAGUUUUUGCACAACCAACAAUUCAAACCUAGACCAGGCCUUACAUCAGCACUCACAGGUCGAAUGCACGCAAAAUAAUUCACCGACGACAAUAGUCACUACUAGUGAACUUUCUGCUCCAAAUACGACUGUAGCGGCUCCUACUGUAGUAUCAACAGUAGUAACAGCGGAACCUACUACAACAACCAGUAGCAGCACGUUGGCUGUGGCCACUUCAAUCGGACCCACAACAGCCUCCAAUACCUUAAACAACAAUAAUAAUAAUAACGCAUCUAGCGGUCCCAACAUCACUAUCAACCCAUGUAUGGAACGACAAUCCUCGAGCAGGCGAGACUUCAUCCGAUCGAUCGGCAACAGACUGAAGGGCAACAAGAAGUCAGGAGGCCCGAUGGGCAUUGGCCGGCAGAAGUCCAAGUCGGAGAACCGAGCCCGCAAAGCCUUCCGAACGAUAUCAUUCAUCCUGGGGGCGUUCGUUGCCUGCUGGACCCCGUACCACGUGCUGGCCUUGGUCGUGGGCUUCUGCUCCGAGCCACCCUGCGUUAACGAACACCUGUUCAUGUUCUCGUACUUCCUCUGCUACGCCAACAGUCCGAUGAAUCCGUUCUGCUACGCCCUGGCCAAUCAGCAGUUCAAGAAAACCUUCACCCGGAUACUGCGCGGUGAUCUGCACAUGACCUAAUCAAUCUCCAAAUAUCAAUUUUUACUUGCAAAAUGGCUAAUAGACAAUAAUAAUGUUAAAGAACAAAUUAUGCUAAGCGUGUAUACUUGGAAAGCCACCAGCUGCAGGAAGCAUAAGUAUAUAUUUAUCAACCAAUAAGAAGCAUAAUCGUAAGAAAAAGUUUAGGCAGAAGCUAGUGACCAUAGGAAUAAGUGUAAAUAGACUUUUUUUUAGAAAAUUGGUAGAAAGAUGAAAAAAUUAAAAUGUAGGUACAAGAAGAAAACUGAAAAUGUACGCAAAUAAAUUGUAAAUCAAGCAUCAGGCGCCUCCAUUUUUUAUAAAAAUGAAACAAAUAAGUUUAUUUUUAACAAAGUGAAGAAAAAAACUUGGCGUGCGCGUGCUCUAUCUUUCUAAUUAUGCAAAAGAAAAAACACGUACACAUACACACACACAAAUACAAAGGGCACCCACUUGCUUCGAUGAAAGAAUCAUCAUCGCCGUUUCAGAAAUUCAAAAACAAAGAAACGCGCUGAACAAAAACAAAAACAAAAAUAUUCCUAGUCAAUAUUGAAGAGAAUGUAAACAAACGCAUCGUUCACUGUUUCGCUGUUGUUUAAGAUGAAAGACAAUUAAGUGUGAUUAGAUAAUAUUUUCCCGGCAGCAAACGGUACUUAUUUCUCUGCUGAAAAUAAAAUUUAAAAAAUAUCUAGAAGAAGACGUUAGCAAUGAGGAGAGGGAAGUUCAAACAUGUUGAGUUAAAAUGUGAGAAAAACUAACUAACGCUGGUAAAGAAAUGUAGUAGCAGCAUCGAGGGCGGGUGAAUGUGAUUGUUUAUAAAACACAAGUGGCAUUCGCGGCGCUAUUUCUUUAGUAUGGGUCUUUUGCCUUCACCCUUCCGGAAAUCGUGAAAAUAUGCAUCAUCACGAGCUUUUAUCGGCACCACAGUCAAGUUGCACCAAAGUGUGACCACUACCUAACGGACGACGAAAACGACAACAGAGAGACACAGAGACUUCACAUCCCCCCUUCCCAUUGAACGAUUUGCUCCGUUGUGUUUGUUUCAACGGCGGAAAAACAAGACACGAUAAGACGUGAGCCACGAGUGGGAAAAGUUCACUACCCAAUGAGCAAACUUGUUAAAAUUGCUUUCUUCCGUUUUGGGAAAAUAUUUUUCUCGCGCUAUUCUGAAGAGAAGGGAUGGCAAUCAUUUUCCUUGUCCUUGGCUAGGAAUAGCUUAAUGAAGAAGAAAAAGAGUACAACUGUGUGUAAAUGACAUUCUUGUGAGUUUUUCGAUGAUCACAAGAUCACAAGAAACGAAAAAGUACAAAAUGUGUUUUGUUUUUUCAGUCCUUUACGACCCUAGGAAAAUGUACGACCAAAAUUCAGUUCUUACGAAGGAAAUUACUGGUUCUAGUCUUUGUUCUAAGGUUUAAUGCCAUCCGAAUGCUAUGGAGCGAGGAAAAAAAUGCCAUUCGGGUUUCGCUUGGCGGCACGCAGUCGUUUAAUUACGGGUUUUUUUCCUGCUACCUCCUGCGCUGUAAUUGGCAUGAUGUAAAUAACGGACAGCAGCCAAAAAAAACAUCGGGGUCUAAAAACGGUGGAUAUCAAAUGACUUUUUACCUUCUCAGUCUUGAAGGUGACUCGUAUGAAUCUUGAUUUUGUUACGAUAAUUAUAAAGCUUUUUUUUCAUACUUUUAGAAUUUUUUAUAUAGGUUUCUUGUAAAUUCUUAUUGAACUCAAAUUAACAGAGGAAAUUACUAUUGUCUAUGCACUAGCAUUCUGAGCUGCAAAUGAGGAGACACUGACUUCUAGAAAUGACAAAGUAUUUUUUUUCGAUUAGUUAUGCUCACUCAAGCUAUCAGCUGAUUACUAUGCAUGAGUCAUAAGUAGCGGGAAUAAAUUGAUGCCAAUUUUUUCACGAUUUAUACUUAAAAGAGACAACUGGGUGGGGUUUUGUUAUCCGGAACAGACUUUUCUCGAGAUCAAUGGUCUCAGCAUUUGAACUACUGCAAACAAACAUGUUUUUAAUGACACGUCAAAUAUUUGGUAUUUUAGACAAUAUUUCACCUGAUCUCCAUUGGAAUUCUCAGAUGUUAAAGUUUGUUUUAAAACAUUUGAUAUUCACCAGUUAAGAAUAAAGGAGAUUGACAUGGAGAAAAAACUAGAUAGAGUUUUUGAUUAUUAAUCGGAAAUACGAAUUCAUCUGCAUGCCGUUUGGAAUGACAAAUGCGCUCUAAAGCUUUCAGCGAGCACUGAGUCGUUAGAAGCAGUAAUGAAUUGAUGUCACUUCCUCCAUGAUUUGCCCUGUAGAGAGAUAAACAGCUCUUAGUUGUUGCUUUUUUACCACAACAGUCCCAGAAUAGAAUUUUUAUAAAGAGUGAUUUUCAGGUUUUGGACUAGACUAGAACGUUUUUGUUCAAGUUCUGAAAAAAUAAAUCAUCUGCCCCCAUCGAAUAUGUUUCAAAUUUUUUUUUCAAAUUUUAACUCUUUCUAACUGACAUUUUACAACAAACUUUACAGAUGAUGAACUUUAGCCUAAUAUGUUUAAUUGUGUACGGACUUUGGGCUUGCUUCAUGUGUAGAUCGUUUAAUUCUAUUUCGAAAAACUCUAUUCCACAGCUUUCAUCGUAAAACUAGUGAAAACAAAUCCAAUACGAGCAAAUCAAAUAAAGCGGGUAUAAAAACCAGUCACAGCUAAUUGUUUCUCUUUUUAGCUGUAAUGUGGAAGCAUAUCAUCAAUUGAUUCCCGUUACUUUCGACUCAGGCGUUAUAAACGAUUGUUUGUUGAAAGCCUGUGAAGACAUUUCCUAAUCCACACAGGAUCUGAGUGUUUCCAUAAUUUAAAUAUACCUCAAAAUGCGGUAAAUGUGAAAUCCGUUCAUUCCCGCUUGCUAUGACUCAGGUAAUUCAGAAAAAAGUAUAUAUCUUUCCAAUUCCAAUAUGGUUGUUUUGAAGAUGUUUACAGCUUGUUGGGUGUCAAAAUCCUCAGGUAAGCUAAAGGAAGCAUUUGAAAAUAACAUUUCUGCUAACAAUAAAAAAAAUCAAAACAUUCCCAUUGCCAAAAGGAAAUAAAUUUAUAGUUUUCCUCAAAAAAAAAAAAAGUGUAUCCUGAAAUCGCACAGAAUGUUUUUUUUUAUUCUAGAAAAUGAGGAUAAACUCUCAUUCUGAACUAUGUCAACAAUCAGAAUGGUGUUUUUUUAGCAAAAAAGGGGCCUACUUAGCUGCUGUGCCUAAUCAUAAUGCUUCUUUUCACUUUUUUCGACCUAGCUUACCAACCUUAAUUUGAAUUUUUGAAAGUUUAUUUGAUAUUUGUUCGACUUUCGAAUCUUUCUCAAAAUAUCAUACAUGAUCUAAUCAGGAAGAUGUUAUCGAAUCCCAUAGAAACAAUGCAAAAGACUAACAACGUUAUACCGACACGAAAAAAAAACAACAAUCCACCAACAGGUGCGACUUGCCACACAAAAAAAAGCUACUCGAAACCAUCGUGCAAACUUCUUUUCCGAAUUGAGCCCCUCAAAAGGACUUCGCAUGAAGUGUUUCGCGUGAUUGCUUGCUAUUUUGCCGAGCUACGGAGCUCAACCGGUGGAUGGUUCUUUCUUUUUUUUCCUUUUUUCGUUUGCUUAGUGGAAGAAGUACCCUGGACUUAUCUCAAGUUGUUGCUACUUCCGGAUUAGUUUUAUUUUUGUCUUUUGUUUGCCCUUUUUUAUACGGUUAAAAGGUAAAGAAAAUGGAAAGGUGAACAUAAUCGCAUUGCGACAUUCCAUGCCAUCUGGAAGUAUUUUUUUUUCUAAGGUGCUUCAAACUUUCGAACGAAGACCACACAGGAGGAAAAAGUUUUCCCAUGUAGCUCCCUCAUCACCACGGGGAGGGUACGUUUUAUUUAGCGUGUAACGAGCUAGUUGUCACAUGUUCUUUUUUUUUUUUAUUCCUCGUUGUUGUUGCUGAUAACUGCCUGUAGAGUUGCGUUUCACGAAAAAAUCUAUCGACCGCACUUUAUUCGAAUAGCAUGAGCUGUCAUCAUCAUCUUCUCGGUUUUAGUUUUGUUGCUCAUCGUUUCGAAAAGAACUCGGAUAAAACCCGACGGCCGAAGGUGCGUGUCGAUAAAGUUUUUUUCUUGCCUCCACAUCACCCCCGCGCCUUACACUGAGUGGUAAUUAUACGUAAUUUUUCUGUUGAUCAUUCGGUUUAGUUUUAUGACAUUUUUCGUCAGCGAGAAGGAGGAGAAAAACGCAGGCAGUUGAUGCCCUACAAGUGGUUUGCUGCAAAGAACAUUUUUGUUAUCACUGUUUCGAUUCUUCCGCACUGACCUUUAAGAAAGUUGAAAUCCUUUAAAAAAGUUUUAUAUUGAAAUACAAAUAAAAGAUACAACUUGUGAAAGCCACAGGUAGAUGUUAAUAUCAAACGGCUUUGAUUUCUAUUGAACCUUAUCAUACAAAAAGAUAAACAAUACCUAGAACAAGCUUAACCGAAAAGAAAGCUUCAAAAUAUGAAAGAAAUAACUCACAAACGUAGGCUAAAGUAUAAUCAAUAGAUGAUGUAAAGUGACAAUAUUCGAUAGAAAUUUGACAAAAUACAAAGUACACAUCAAUCAACAUACAACAUGAAACACACCGCCAAGCUUAGGGAAUAGUCCGGCGAAACGAUUACCUAAGGAAAAAAUAAUAAAGAGGAAAUCAGGUUAGUUAUCAAUCACCUUUGAAACAAGAGAAAACUUUCCUCCAUCGUGGAAAAGUUUGAAUUUAUGGUAAAUUUGCGUUGAUUUUUGCUCUGGAGCAACAUACAACCGAAAGUUGUCCAUUUUACGAUAGGUACCAGAGCGCCGCAAAUUCUCCAAGAGCUGUAAUCAAUCACCAAAAUGAGAGAACCGUCGUUGAUUGGUUAAAUUUAACAAAAACAAAAAGAUAGUUGCCGAAGUCAGUAUUAAACAUUUCCCAAAAUCAAACUGAAACACAAGUUUACAAAUAUAAAAAGGAAACCUCAAACACCUAUCAAGUGUCAAUGAACGGAAUGAUAUCGCAAAAUGACAAUUAAAACACUGUAUUCGAGUUAAGCAAAAUACAAACACUUGUAUCAUCUUUGGAAAUAAACGCUUUAAACGAAAACUAAA